Enhydra lutris kenyoni (northern sea otter) is the source of this 939-nucleotide messenger RNA. Its product is annotated as coiled-coil domain containing 24. Bases 1 to 939 code for a protein of 312 amino acids. The transcript is spliced from 8 exons. The record is from RefSeq and is a predicted model, not a curated record. Lineage: Eukaryota; Metazoa; Chordata; Mammalia; Carnivora; Mustelidae.
AUGCUCCGGGACUCCCCGUCUCUGUGGGAGCUGGUAGAGGAGCACGUUCCGCUCCCGGAGCGGCCCGAAGUGAAGAGGAUUCUGGGCGAGACGACGGUGGACCUGAGCCUGGAGCUACGAGCAGAGGUGGUGAUGCUACAGUCACUGCUCCAAGAGGCUCGAUCCUCCCAAGCCUCUGGCUCCCGCCCCACCUCUGAUCCCUCCUCCCUUCUGGCACCACCGCCCCUCCUAAGAGACUUCAUGCGCCAAGAACUGAGGCAGCUGCUCCUAGGGCUCCGCCAGAAGGCCAUCUGCGAGGGCAGGGACCAGACCCAGGCUUGGGUCCAGUAUAGCCCCAGGGUCCUGCGCUUUGCCUUGGAGGAGCCUAGGUGUGAUUUGCCAGAACAGGAGGUAUUGCAGAUGAGAGCUGGUGAACUCAGCAGCGGUCAGAGGGACCUCAGCAUCAUCAAGGACCAACUGAAUGUGUCCAGCAUCGACCAGGUUGCUGGACACCUGCGGAGCCUCCUAGAGGAGGAGUGUCACACCUUGGAGAGGAUGAUCCCUGUCCUGCAGCGCUGCCUGGAAGAGGAGUACACAAGGGCACCCCAGCCCUCUGAGGCAAGCCUAGCGCCCACCCUGGCAGAGCUGAAGGAGCAGAAGGCAGCCAUGCGCCGGGAGCUGCAGGCACUUCCGAGGCCCUCCCAUGUCUCCUCCAGCCUCAGACAGCAGCCCGUGGGAUCCUCCAGCCCGGGGCUCAGACCCCGGCCUUGCCCCCUCCGGACGGCUGGGGUUUGGACAGGGCCUGGCCGGUGCUGCCUGCCCGCCCCACCUCCUGAGUGCUGCCCUCGCCCCCGACACCUGGCUACCACCUACCGCUGGGGCCGGAAGCUUCAGGGCAGCCCUGGGGAAAGGCCAGUGUCUACUCCAGCAUCCAGCACAACACCCCAGGCCUCCACCUGA